This is a messenger RNA of Pseudophryne corroboree (corroboree frog), 1915 nucleotides long. It is a transcript of the gene NOC4L, whose product is annotated as nucleolar complex associated 4 homolog. Gene Ontology annotation, biological process: ribosome biogenesis. The coding region runs from base 257 to 1834 and encodes 525 amino acids. The transcript has 15 exons. Gene Ontology annotation, cellular component: nucleolus; Noc4p-Nop14p complex; small-subunit processome. The record is from RefSeq and is a predicted model, not a curated record. NCBI's taxonomy places the organism in Eukaryota, Metazoa, Chordata, Amphibia, Anura, Myobatrachidae.
GACACGGGGAGGCAUAGAACCCUGUUUUGCCUUAAUCAUAAAAUAUAACAAUUGUUUAUGAAUUAAACUGCUUUUUUAACAGUAAGAUCGAAUCAAGUUACCUAUGGGGGAUAAGAGUCUGGUCACCCCACUGCAUGCAUGUGUGUGCUGUAGUUAAUGUGUACGCUUAGCCCGCUGGAGAUGGAGAAAGCGCGGCUGUGUACGCCUGCGUGGUGGAUGCUGCUCAUUGCCACACACGUGAUCUGGAAAGGACAAGAUGGCUGCGCGCAUGGGAAAACGUGUGACCCGGCUCCGGUGCAGUGAUGGGGACACAGUGAAACAAGAGCUAAGCGCGAAGCUCGGGGAAGUGCUGCAGAGCAGGGCAAAUGCCAACUCUGUAUUCGAUAUACUUGAGUAUCUGCAGUCUGAAAAUGAAGAUGAUGUUCAAGCUGCAAUUCAAACAUGCGCUAAACUUUUUGAGUCUCUGCUGGAAAAGGGAGAGAUCUAUAUCGGGGACCUUCCAUCCGAAGAUGAAAGCCUUCCAGAUUCACUGAGUGCAGAAGAGAAGUAUAAAAUAUGGAUGAGGCACCGUUACAACGACUGUGUGACCUGUCUGUUGGAGCUUCUAAGUCACCCUUCUUUCCAAGUUCAGGAGCUUGCAUUGUGCAUACUUAUGAAGUUUGUCCAGCUAGAAGGAAAGUUCCCUCUGGAAAACGCCAAGUGGAAAGAUAAUUACCGGUUUCCACGUCCCUUGUUAAAAUUAGUUGUAGAUGCUUUAUUAAAGGAGGAUAAAGAUUCUUCCCUUUUACUUCACCGAUUCCAAGAGUAUGUAGAAUAUGACGACGUCCGGUAUUACACCAUGACGAUGAUAAAUGAACGCAGCGCACGUGUGCAGCAGAACACGAAAGAGCCUUUACCCUCCAUUUUCCAGAACAAUGUUUUUUGCCUCCUUUCAUCCAUUGAUAUGCCUAUUGAGAAUAAAUUGGCAAAUUUCCUGAUAGAACAGAAAGAAAACUGUGAUGACUGGAAACCAUCAAAAUUAAAGGAACACAAAAGACUAUUUGAAAGAGUAUGGAUGAGCUUCUUAAAGCACAAACUCCCAGUCAGUCUGUACAAAAAGGUGCUUUUAAUCCUGCAUGAGUCUAUAUUACCACACAUGAGCAAGCCCACUCUAAUGAUAGACUUCCUUACAGCAGCCUAUGAUGUGGGUGGAGCCAUAAGCCUUCUUGCACUAAAUGGGCUGUUUGUUCUCAUUCAUCAGCACAAUCUAGAGUACCCAGAUUUCUACAAGAAGCUUUAUUCACUCCUGGAUCCCUCUGUGUUCCAUGUGAAAUAUCGAGCCCGCUUCUUUCAUUUGGCAAACCUAUUCUUGUCAUCCACCCACUUACCCGUGUACCUAGUUGCUGCAUUUGCCAAGCGUCUGUCACGGCUCUCUCUCACAGCACCUCCUCAAGUCCUGCUGAUGAUUAUUCCAUUUAUAUGUAACCUGAUCCGGAGGCAUCCAGCUUGCCGUCCUCUCAUCCACAGGCCCAUGGAAUCUGGAGAUCUGACAUCAGAUCCAUACAUCAUGGAAGAGCAGGACCCAGCGAAAAGUCGAGCUUUGGACAGUUCUCUCUGGGAGCUGGAGGCUCUGCAAAAUCAUUACUAUCCAGAUGUUGUGAGAGCUGCCAAUGUAAUUAGCCGGACCCUGUCCGCACAAGAGAGCGAUGUCUCUGAAUUCCUGGAGAUGUCCUCCUAUGAGCUCUUUGGGAAGCAGAUGAAGAAAAAGUUCAAGUCUGUGCCAUUGGAAUUUGAACCUAUUACAGGACUUCUUGGCAAGAAACAUGACGUCACCGCUGAUCACUUCUGCCUGUAAAUGGUUUUACUCCUUUCCAUUGUAUCAUUUAUUUGUUUUGUACAUGCUGUUUGCAAUAAACUGAUAUCGAUCCAAGAGAAA